Molecule: messenger RNA, 8202 nt
Organism: Contarinia nasturtii (swede midge)
Lineage: Eukaryota; Metazoa; Arthropoda; Insecta; Diptera; Cecidomyiidae
Product: protein sister of odd and bowel
Exons: 12
Coding region: 751-3042 (763 amino acids)
Biological process (GO): regulation of transcription by RNA polymerase II
Molecular function (GO): RNA polymerase II cis-regulatory region sequence-specific DNA binding; DNA-binding transcription factor activity
Source: RefSeq, a predicted model, not a curated record
AUGGAAAAUAAAACAAAAUUAUAAAUUUUGUGUUGCAGCAACUAAGUGUUGAUUCGAAAAAGUAGUUUUUCAUCACAAAAAAAGCACAUAAAUUGCUAUUUAUUCGUCUUUUUUUAACUGCAGCUGUUGAAUACAACAUUUUGAAGAUAGAAAAAUCUAAAAAGAUCUGUGAUACAUAUAAAACAAAAAAUUUCAAUGUGAAUAAUUAGAGCAACGUAAAAGGGAUCACAAAUGUUUUGCAUGGCGAUAAGGUUUCAAAUGAAUCGCAAGGAAAACAAGCAAAAGAAAUCCGGAAUCGCGUUAAUUGUUCGCCCGACUUUAAUCGAAUAGCCGAAUUAGAGUUUCUUCAAUUCCAUCAUCUCUGCAGCUAUCGCCGUCAUUAUUUCAACAUCAUAAAUUUUUGCGGAAAUAUUUCGAAAUUUAGCUUUACAAUUUUUGGACCAGAGGCUGUGCAAUUCCAAUAUCAAUUCUUUGCCAAACAAGCGUCGAUUCAAGCGGACAGACAGAUUGAUUUGACAACCGUUUCCGGCCAUUGAUUGGAAAAGUAGCAAAUGUUUCUGCGGUAAGGAAAAAGUCGUAUCGCUGAUUUUUGUAGCGAUUUUUAGCCAACAAAAAUCGAGUGAAAUUUGGCGGCUAAGAACGAGUAAUAUCAACACAGACUAAACAAUUAACUAUUUAAAAAUUGAUAACCAAACUGUACGACGAUCGUCACGAAUAGUGACAUCGAAAAUCCGCAACGAAUCCAAAAACAUGUCGAGUGAACCCGACUGUACGGCAUCAUCUGGUGGUUCCGGAUUCUUGCUGGAGUCAUCAUUGAGCAACAUCAUUAACCAUCGCAAAAGUACGAUUAAUAAUAAAAUCAACAACAACAACAACAACAACGAAGAUACCGACUGUGACCUAGAAAGCGUCCAUAAUAAUAACUCAAAUCAUAACAGUGAUAGCAACAACAACAACACAAACAACAAUGGUAACAAUACAAAUAAUAUUAAUCAUGCAGCAGCUGCAACGACAACAGCAUCGAGUAGCCUGUUGGGCGAUAGUGCAACAAAUUUGGAUGGGAAAUUUAAUUUUUUUGGUAUAGAUACAUUAAAAUGCGAUCGAUGUGAUAAAUUUGAAACGAUAUCGCAUGCCCUGUUGUUGGUACAUGUGGCUCAGUGUCGGGGCGAUUCGAAUAGUUCAAACAGCGGAUCUAGUCGACAGCAAUAUCCAAUGGAUGUAGUAAAUGCAAGCACCGAUAGCGGCAUAGCUGAAGAUGCAACACAGUCGACCAUGGAUUCAACAUCGGUGACUGCCUCAUCGUCCACCAUUAACAUGAAUAGUGACAGUAGCAGUUUGCAACUGAAGCAAAAUGCCGAUGCAAAUAAUGGUAAUGUGGCACAGAGGAAGCUAUUUGAAUGUGAUGUGUGCAAUAUGAAAUUUUCCAAUGGAGCCAAUAUGCGAAGGCAUAAAAUGCGACACACUGGAGUCAAGCCAUACGAGUGUCGAGUGUGUCAAAAGCGAUUCUUUCGAAAAGAUCAUCUUGCUGAACAUUUUACAACGCACACAAAAACACUUCCGUACCAUUGUCCAAUUUGUAAUCGAGGAUUUCAACGGCAAAUCGCAAUGCGAGCCCAUUUCCAAAAUGAACAUGUCGGCCAAAAUGAUCUCGUCAAAACCUGUCCUUUGUGCAAUUAUCGAGCGGGCACCAUGAAAUCGCUACGAAUUCACUUUUUCAAUCGGCAUGGCAUCGAUUUAGAUAAUCCAGGCCCAAAUGCACCGUCAUCGCUUCUACUCGCAUUGGAUGCAUCAAACGCUAGCAGUUAUCUGCCAUCUAUAGCAUUGGCAGCGGCCGCUGCCGCUGCUGCCGCCAGUUCCGCAAAUAAUUCAGCACUCUCAAUGGCUGCCAAUAACAAUAGCAACAGCGUUACAGCCUACAGUGACAGUGGCGAUUCUAUGCAGGACUCAUUACGAUCAGCUGAAAACGGAACACCGCCGAUGCACUUUUUGACUCCGCAUGUUGAAAUUUCCAUGGCAGAUAAUGACAGUUUCAAAUCGGAACCAAUUCCACCGAGUAUUAGUUCAGCGCUCGAAAUUCAAGCGUGCCCAUCAAUGAAUAGACCAUUAAAUGGUGGCUCACCAUCACCACAUUCGGCAGAUUCCAAUGCACCAACUAGCUCUCAAUCAUUAAUAAGUAGCGCUUUACAAAGUUCGCGUCAAAGUUUACUUCAUGAUGGACAAAUAACACCGUCAAUCAGUCUUAUACCAAUUAAACAGGAACCCGGUUGUGAUGAGUAUGAUAGUUUGUCAAAAUCUUCACAUCAACAAAGUGGCGAUCAACAAUCAUCGUCAUCAAUGCAAAAUUUAAACUCAAUCACAACGAAUUCGGUCGAAUCCAGUGCGGCGUCUUCAUCGAGUCUGACCUCCUUAAUCAAAGUAUCUCCUUUGAAAUCACUAUUACGUGAAGAUUUAAAAAGGCGAAUAUCGGCUCGAGCAAGUAGUCGUGCUUCACGAAACAAUAGCAAUGCCAAUGGAAAUAAUAGCGAAAGCAUUAACAAUGGAUCCAACGGCAGCAAUGCAAAUAGUUCAACCACAUCCAGUCCAGCUGCAACUCAAAAUUCGUCGUCGUCAAUAUCAUUCAGUAAAAUUGGAAGCAGUGCAUCGUCCAUUGCGAAUACGAUGAAUGCGAUCAGCCAGCAUUUAUUGUCCAAUUCAUCGAUUACUGUUACAACUGAGUCGACAACAACGUCAUCGGGCUCAUACAAUGGAACGACCACAUCACGUAGUCCAUUGGGUGCUGUGGCAACAACAUCAAAUGGUGCAAUCACAUCAACGGGCACAUCAGAAACGGAACUUUUGCUAGCGGCGGUAUCAAGUGGACAUCGAGGCAAACGAAUGCUUCAAUGCUUAUUCUGUGGCAUUGAAUUUCCCGAUCAAACUUUAUAUUUCUUGCAUAAAGGUUGUCAUAGCGAGAGCAACCCAUGGAAGUGCAAUAUAUGCGGCGAACAAUUGAAUAAUGUUUAUGAAUUCAAUUCGCAUUUGUUAAGUAAGAGUCAUCAAUAGAAUUGGUUCAGUUCGUUCGUGUCAGCACGAGCGAAUUUAAUAUCCAGAGUACUAUCCCAAAACACAAUCAUCGAUCAACUGCUUGCAUUUGAUAUGCAACAAUGAUGAGUCACUUAAAUGUACGCGCACAGAUCCCAAAACUGAUUUUAGUCAAAAUGAAAUAUUGAAAUCAAAAUCCAACGAUAUUUAAAAAAGAAAAUGAUGUUGAAGACAUACAUAUGUUCAUAGUUCCGAUGGAAUAUUCACAAGCUCUGGCCAAUUAACAAGCGAUUUAUAUUUUUAAGGUAUUUCAUUCCAGUAUAAACAAAAUGAAAAACAAAAAACCAACACACAUCAUAUAUUUUUUGAAAUUAUAAGAAAUCAAUAACGAAUUACGAACGGGAUUCUACAGAAGCGCAACAAUGCUAGGGCAUUCAGGAGGAUGGUAUAAGAGAAAACAAAAACUAAUUAAAAUUAUAAAAACGUUAACAACAACAAAGAGUGCAAAUUUUUUAAGUAACAAUUGACUAGAAAUUAUUAUGGAAUUAUUAACAACAACAAUAAAAAAUUAAUUGAAAAACCGAAAUUCAAGUGGUUCAAAUGGAAAAAGAACUAUAAACAGCAAAAAUAAAUAGAACAGCUUCUGAUGAUGAUGAAUGCAACGAAUUGGUCAAAAAUGUUCAAAGCAUUUCGCCAAAUAUGUUCAAAGAGCAAGAACACACGCGCUUCCAUUCAGAGUGAGCCGUGUGUGUAACAAACAAAAUCAAAUCCUAGUUGUAUAAAAUUAACUUUAUUUAAAUGAAAUCUUGAACGAACAAUUCCAGUGAAAUAAUUGGAAGCAAAUCAACGCCAAGUAACGGAGCAAACAUUUAUAUAUUUUAAAUGAAUCCAAACUCGAUUUUAUUUGAUACAAAAAUGGAAAGUGUGAUGAAUUUACUAUUAUUGUUUGUCUCGUUCUGUUUUUUUUUCUGUUUUUUAAUUUAUCGAAAUCAAUUGGUGCUGAGCAUAUUUAAAUAAUAUUGUAGAAUGUAAUGGUUAUGGUAUCAAAUGGCGUUUUGUAUUAAUUUUUUUGUUUUGUUUCAAUCGAAGUUAAUUUGAGGAUAACGAUUUUUUUUUCGUCUUUCACAUAGUUGAAAUGACCAGUAUUUUCACGAUACAAUUAGAUUUACAAUAGAAUAUUGAAAUUCUUUUCAGAGCAUCCAUCUCCGUCCAUAAUUUUCAGUUAGUUCAUAAUAAGUUCCAUUUUCAGUUCACGAUGAUUUUUAAUGAAGACUUCCCAACACUGAGUUUGCACUAUAAGUUUGUUUGUUUUAUAUUUUUUACUUAAAUGAAAUUAAUCUUGGCGUCUUUUGAAGUGAAGCAGAAAAUUUAAAUGAACGUCAGGUCGGAGAUGAUAAUGAAAUCGAUCUUUUUUUCGGAGCAAAAAUUCAAAAAUUGUUUUGCAUUGAAGUAAAAGGAAAGUUGUGAUAGAAUUGUCCAUUGUUUUUAUUUUCUUCAAAAGGAAUGUAUGGAUAAAUUGAGGAUUGAAUGCAGUAUUUCAAUCAAUUUAAAACGAUGAUGUAAAUUUAAUUUAAAACAAAUUUCAAGAAAGAUAGAAUCCAUAAAUAUGGCGAGCAACCACACAAUGAAAAAAAAAACGAAAUUGCAAUAACCAUUGAACAACAACAACACAAUAACAACAAAACAUAAAACUGACAACAAAUGAAAAAUAAUGUUACAAACUGAGGUGCCUUCAAUUUUUUUUACACAAAUCAUAUAAAAUUCAUAAUAAAAACGAACAAACAAAUAAAACCCAGGAUAGACAAUGUUCAUUUUCGUACCAAAUAAGCAGAUAAGAAGGUCAUCCGAUAGAAUCAUAGAAUAUAUCAAAUCAAAAUGAAUUGCGAUUGAAUUUAUCACGUUUGUGAUGCGAUGGCAUUACAAAUAUUUUGGUAAAUAUUUCGUGAAUUCAUCCACAAUAAACAUUCUAAAAAUGCAACUGUUAACACCGUACAAACACUUAAAAUACAAAACAAAUCUGGCCUGAGCCAAUACUGCAGCAAAAAAUUUAAAUGAAUACAAUUGUUUUCUACAAUAAAAACAAAUAAUAAUGACGAAAAACGAUAUGUACAAAUUUUAAUAAUGAAAUAUAUAAAACAAAAAAAUGUGUCGUUAUGAAUGAACGAGAAAUUUUCCUAAUUCAUAGCAAACAACAUUUAAAAGAAAAAUACCCAAAUGGGUGAAACAACAUGAAACUAACUGAAAUCGCUACUUCGAAGCCAAUCGGCAGCCUUAAAUUUUUAGACAAACAAAAACCUAAAUAAAAUGAAAAAAAAAAUGAAGAUUAAAAAAGAAUGGAAUUUAUGUGAUCAAUCAUUUUUUUUAUUAGUAAAUAACGAAAUACAAUCCAUUUGGGAAACGUUUUCCAGAAUAUAUCCUAUAGCUCCAGUUCGAAACCAUUUUCAUUGGAAGAAUUCUGUACAAAUAAACAGUAAUUGUGAGGAUGCAUUCCUUGCAUAGCAAAUUCGUACUCAUUUUUUUCGGUUUCUUUUUUACAUUAUGUAUCCAAAUGUGUUCAGAUCGUACGAGAAUCUCAAAGUAAAAAAAAAAUCAGAAUAUCAUAAUAAAACCUGCACAUAAACAAACCAACAAAAUUGUAGCAUCUUUUGCAAAUGAUGCAUAUUUUAAAUGUUUCAAUCAUUUGACUUUCGCUCCAUUUUUUUCCAAUCAUUCUUAUAAUGCGGCGAAUCGCAAACAAAAUAACAAAAAAUUAUUGUAUUUUUCCCCCCCAAAAUUUAGACAAACAAACCGGAACAUUUUUUUGCUAAAGGUGUAUUUAUCAUGAAGUGGCGUGUUUUUUCCUGAUUUUCACAGUGUGAUCAUUACAUCACUUAGCAAAAUUAUAAAAAAAAAAAACAUUAAGCUAGUUCUUUGCAAAAUAAUUUUUUUUACUAAAUUGCUUGCAUGUGUACAUGUUGUAAAAUUGAAAUUUAAUCUGAAUGUACUUAAUUUUAUUAUUCAAAAAAUUAAAACGCAUAUGUGAAAAGGUGGUCGCAACUGAUUCGGGUUGUGUAGCAUGAAAGUUCAUCCGAUAUAGAUGACUUAAGCAAAUGGUUUCAAAAUAACGGCUCUAAAGCCGUCAAAUUUAAAACUAUAAUCGGAAAUUAUUCGAAUGAGAUAUGAUGAUUUAAUUAAACAAAAUACAAAAAUGCGUCAUUUGUAUUUUUAAAUUUAGUACAUAAGUUGAACGAAAUGAGAACAUGAAAAAUUAAUCCCAACCAAUUACAAAGAAAGUGAAAUAAACAAAUACUUAUAGUGAAACAAUUGUUAACGCAAAUACAUCCAUUAUUAUGCAUAUGUUCACGGUCAGAUUUGAGGCAGCAUUUUUCUUUUCGGUAUAGUUUCAGUCACAUCGCAAUGGAAGUUGAAAUAAAAAGUUCAAUUUGAAAUUGACUUGAUUCAUCGCCAUCGAUAAACUCUUUUAACCGAUGGCAAUGCCACAAAAUACUCAAAAGCCCAACACAGUAACAAAAAGUUACAUUUUAUAAUUACUUGAAAUUUGUGCAGAAUAAAAUGUCGUUUGUCUUUUGUUUAUAUUUUAACGGCGAAUUUUUAUUCAAUGCUUGUAAAUCUCUAAUGCGAUGUUUGAAAAAUAUAUAUAUAUCACUGGGUGGUAGUAAAUUCAAACUGUGUCGACAAUUUUAUUUGAAAAAAAAAACUAUGCAUAUUAACUACGUUCCAAUUGACCACAUAAUGGGCCAAAACAUUACUUUUUUUCGAUGUAAAAUUUUCUAAAGAACGUUUCAUAAUUGUUUCUUUAUUAAUUAAUUAAAUUGACAAUUCGGUAUAUCUUGUGUAUAACGAGGUCAGUUGGCAAAAAUGAUAUCCGUGUCUGCCUUCCUUUUUGUUUAUUGAAUAAGUUCAAUUUAUUACACCAAAACUCCACAUUCCAUUCUUGUAUUUAAAAAAGAAGAAGAAGAAACAAACACACAAACAAAACUACAUCUAUUUAUACAUAUAAAUAUGUGAACAUACAUUAUAUCUAUAUAUUUAAUGAAUGAAUUGAGAGAAUUGCAUUGCAAGUGGUCAACCAGUGUUUGUGAAUUGAGAUGGAGAUGGUGAAAUGAAAUAUGCAGGGAAAAUGGGGAUAUAAAAAAAGCGUGCUGUGACAUUGAAAGACGUAACUCACUGAAACGUCAGUUGACCUAGGUAUUAGAAAAAAAAUUGAAUCGAACUUGCAAAGCGUCGGCUAAGUAGAAGAAAUUAAAUGAAAGAACAGAAUGAAACCAAUGAACAAAGAAUUAAUUAUUAUUAUAGAGAAAUAUAUUUUAUUGCUUUAAUAACAAAUUAAGUUAAAUGGCAUAUUUAUAUAUACAUUAUACACAUACAAAUUGAUGAAAAAGUGAUUAAAGAGUAAUUUUUUUGUUGUGUAUCCAUAGAAAUCUUGAGAGAAAUAAACAUGUAAAUGAGGUUGAGUGUGACACGAAAUUUUAGUAUAGCUGUAUGAAUCAUUUGGAUCGUGAAUGUUUUUGAUGACAAUAACAGUGCAACAACAUCGACGUCAAAUUACUCACACAAAUCUUAUCAUAUAUAUAUAUUUUUCAAUACUAACUAAUGAAUCCAAAUCUUGCCAAGAUUUUGUGAUUUUUUUUGUCACAUGUCCAAAGGCCUAGCAAACAUACUGGACAUUAAUAUUCGCGUCAAGAGGUUGCCGAAACAUAGAACCCGGUUUUAUUAACAAAAUAACUCGAUAACGAUCGUUUUUCGUUGCACUGUCUUAUAAUCCAUGUCAUGUAAACAUCAAAAUUAAAAAAAUCAUUCACAUCGAAUUCAUGAUAUUUCGUAACACACAUGAUGCCGCAAUAGACUUUGUGAUCAUACAGCGAUCACAUAAAAUGUGCGCAAAAUUUUGUUUGACAAUUCCACAAAUGGAUCUGCGAAAUAAAUCAACGAAUAAUGAAUAAUUAUAAUUUAUUGUCAUUAAAAAGAAGCAUAUGCACCAAAUGUUCAUAAUUUUAAGUUAUUACAAUUUCAUAAUGUAAUCAAAUUGAGAUGUACAUUAUUCAUGUACUUGUACGUAAUAAAGAAAUUAAACGUGAGAAAAAAAAGAACGUAACUAACGGAAUGAAAUGUGAAUGUGAGGGGAUGAAAUAACAUCCGAAUCGUAAUAUGAAGAGGAUGGAAAACAAACGAGAAAAAAAA